This is a messenger RNA of Oncorhynchus masou masou (cherry salmon), 2460 nucleotides long. RefSeq names its product tenascin-like. The record is from RefSeq and is a predicted model, not a curated record. Bases 361 to 2460 code for a protein of 699 amino acids. Gene Ontology annotation, biological process: regulation of cell adhesion; neuron projection development. Lineage: Eukaryota; Metazoa; Chordata; Actinopteri; Salmoniformes; Salmonidae. Gene Ontology annotation, molecular function: protein binding. The transcript has 5 exons.
CUCUCCUGGCUUCUCUCUCUCCUCUCACUGACUACACUAGCAGCAGACUGGGUCUAUAGGUAGAUGGAAUAGACUGAUUGAGAGAAGGAGAGGAAAAUGACUAAUCUGUCAUUGCUUUAGAAGGCAAAGUCACAGACACACAAGAACAUUUGUUUGAGGCUUAGGUUUCUUUGAGCCAAGUUCUCACAUACUUCCUUUUUGUUCUAUUACGUUGAUUUAGCUCCGGUGGAGAGAUUCUGUGAAUUCAGUGCAAGGGCAUCUGCGCCAUCUCCCAGAUAGAAAGACUCCAUUCUCCUCCACCGUCCCUGACCGCUCACAAGCGCCCCCAGCAGGACGUGACUGGACCUGGUCAUCAGGGUGAUGAAAGGCCUGCUCCUAGGCUGUGUGACCGUGGCUGUGCUGCUUCAACUCUCCAGCACCGGCCUGGUCAAGAAGAUCAUCCGCCACCGCAGAGAGACCCUGAGAGAACCCUCUAAGAACAUGACCCUGCCCCACCCUGACCAACCAGUGGUCUUCAACCACGUCUACAACAUCAACGUCCCCUCCAGCUCCCUGUGUUCCGUAAACAUGGAGAGCCCAGAAGGAACCAAGGUCAAGCCUAAACGAAGUCCAGUCCAGUCGGUCAUGCAGGGCAUGGAGAACAAGGACCACACGAUGAACGGAGAGAACCAGAUCGUGUUCACCCACCGCAUCAACAUCCCCAAGCAGGCAUGUGGCUGUGACAACCACAUGCCUGAUAUGAAGGACAUCUUUAGCAGACUGGAGAUGCUGGAGUCUGAGCUGUCCAGCCUCAGAGAACAGUGUGGCAGUGGAGCCGGUUGCUGUGGAGCCCAGGUUACAGGUGAGGUGGCCACCAAGCCUUACUGUAACGGCCGUGGUAACUUCAGCACUGAGACCUGCAGCUGUGUGUGUGAGCCCGGCUGGAAGGGACCCAACUGCACCGAGUCUGAGUGCCCCAACUUCUGCCAAGACCAGGGACGCUGCGUCGAUGGAAAGUGUGUCUGCUUCGAGGGCUUCCACGGAGACGACUGCAGCAUGGAGCCAUGUCAGGAGGACUGUGGGGACAACGGGGAGUGCAUCAACGCCAUGUGUAUCUGUGAGGACGGCUUCACUGGGAACGACUGCUCCCAGACCAACUGCCUGAACAACUGCCUGGGACGCGGCCGUUGUGUAGACGAUGAGUGUGUGUGUGAUGAGCCGUGGAUGGGCUACGACUGCUCCGAGCUCAUCUGCCCCAACGACUGCUACGACCGCGGCCGCUGCGUCAACGGAACCUGCUUCUGUGAGGAGGGCUUCACCGGGGACGACUGUGGGGAGCUCACCUGCCCCAGCAACUGUAACAACCGUGGGAUGUGUGUCCACGGCCAAUGUGUGUGUCACUCUGGCUACAGCGGCGAAGACUGCUCCAAGCUCACCUGCCCCAACGAUUGUACUGAGAAAGGCCAUUGCUUCAACGGGAGAUGCAUCUGCGACCCAGGCUUCGAGGGAGUGGACUGUUCCAUCCUGUCUUGCCCAGACAACUGCAGCAACAGAGGCCAGUGUGUCAAUGGAGAGUGUGUCUGCAAUGUAGGAUUUGAGGGUGACGACUGCUCUGAAAUCUCCUGCCCCAUGAAGUGUCUGAACCGAGGCCGCUGUCUGAAUGGACAGUGUGUGUGCAGUAAAGGCUUCUCCGGGGACGACUGCAGCACCAAGACCUGCCCCAAAGACUGCCUGGGACGCGGAGAGUGUGUUGACGGCACGUGCGUGUGCUUCAUUGGCUUCACGGGCAAAGACUGCAGCGAGUUGACUUGUCCCAACAAAUGUCUGAACCGUGGGCACUGUGUUAACGGCCAGUGUGUGUGCAACAAAGGCUUUGCUGGGGAGGACUGCAGUGAGAAGACAUGUCCCAAAAACUGCCUGGAGAGGGGCUACUGCGUGGACGGGACGUGUGUUUGCUUCGAGGGAUUCCAGGGCCUGGACUGCUCUGUGCUGACCUGUCCAGGAGACUGUGAGGACCAGGGGAGAUGUAUGGAUGGAGUGUGUCUGUGUCAUGAAGGUUUCAUCGGAGAGGACUGCUCUGGGGUGUCUCCACCCAAGGACCUGACAGUGCAGGAGGUCACCCCAGAGACAGUGGACUUGUCCUGGGCUAACGAGAUGCAGGUGGCAGAGUACCUGGUCACCUAUGUGCCCACCGCCCUUGGAGGCCUGGAGCUGGACAUGCGUGUGCAUGGGGAUCAGAAGAACGCCACCAUCAGUGAGCUGGAGCCUGGUGUGGAGUAUCUGAUCAGUGUCUUCGCAGUCCUCAGCAACAAGAGGAGUGUCCCUGUCAGUGCCAGAGUGGCAACACAUCUCCCUAAGCCCGAGGGACUCAAGUUCACAUCAGUGAGGGAGACUGCAGUAGAGGUUCAGUGGGACCCCCUGAACAUCCCCUUUGAUGGCUGGAACCUCAUCUUCAGAAACACUGUAAGUUGUCAGCAGUAG